Molecule: messenger RNA, 613 nt
Organism: Anastrepha obliqua
Lineage: Eukaryota; Metazoa; Arthropoda; Insecta; Diptera; Tephritidae
Exons: 4
Coding region: 2-613 (203 amino acids)
Biological process (GO): positive regulation of DNA-templated transcription
Cellular component (GO): nuclear body
Source: RefSeq, a predicted model, not a curated record
AAUGGAAAACAUUAAAAAAUGUAGAACAAUUUGGCUUCCUUCCGCGGACGAAGCAUUCCUUGAUAUAUGGGGUGAUAAGGCAGUUGAAUUGCGAGGGCCACGCAAGAACUCGCACAUAUAUGCGGAGAUGGCUCAGUCGCUGGUAGCGCUUGGCCAUGAGGUCCGUCCAGUUGACGUGAAAUAUAAAAUCCACAAUUUUACAAUGAAAUAUAGAAAAUGCAAAGCAGAGCAGGGGACAGGAUGUUCUCCUGCUUCUUGGAAGCACUAUCGGAGGGUGCACCAAAUAAUAGGAACGGAUAGAGUGAAUAAUGUUGAUGCGGUCGUGGUCGAUAGUAUAACAGGCUCGAUUGAUUCGCCAGGUCCAUCAAAUUCGCCGAUAUCACCUUCAUUUUCAGCUGCUCCGUCUGCUUCGUUUACAUUUGCGCCAUCAACGUCUCCAGCACUGGACGAAGCUUCCGCACCUGCAGCAAAAACAAAAAAUUCGAACAUACAGGAACUAAACGAAACAAUAAAAACGUGCAUGACAGAAAACAAUAAGUUAACUGCUGAACUUAUUGAAAUUGAAAAAAAAAAGGUUGCUGCAAUUGAGGUAUUGACCAAAAGUGUGUUUUAA